AUGAGGACAGACCGCCGGGCUUCGCUGCCGUGUCCGGAUACUCUUUCAGCCAUGCAGCUGUCUCGCCUCCACUCGUCUACUCGGGCCCCAGUGACAGCGAGGGUCCUGCUGCGUCGCUCCUCCUCCCGCCGCCUUCUGCCCUCACCGCAGGAGGCUGCCACUCCAGCCCCGGAGCGUAGACCCUCCCUUAUACCCACAAUCCCAGAGGCCAUGGCUCCUGAUAGGAGGAGCCAGUUCAGGAGACGUAAUGUCAUGUCGCUGAGCGACGCAGACAGUGUGUGUCUGAUCUGUCAUAAUGACUUAAGUCGAGGAACCGGCGGCACCAGAGAGCUGCAGUGCACACACACCUUCCACAAAGAGUGUAUAGAGGAGUGGUUGUGGAGAAAACAGUCCUGCCCUACGUGUCAUGUUCAGGUCUCCAUGCCACAGCCUGUCUACUGGAGCUCCACCAGAGUCAAAGUCCCCUAA
Molecule: messenger RNA, 468 nt
Organism: Toxotes jaculatrix (banded archerfish)
Lineage: Eukaryota; Metazoa; Chordata; Actinopteri; Toxotidae
Product: E3 ubiquitin-protein ligase RHA2B
Exons: 4
Coding region: 1-468 (155 amino acids)
Source: RefSeq, a predicted model, not a curated record